AUGACUGGAAUAUUUCAGCUGUUGUUACUGGUCAGCGUGACCGUGGCCUCCGAGCCAUCGUGUCCAGCGUGCUCCAAAUACGACUACGAAGAAAAGGUUCUCGAGAGAAUGAUUCGCAUGGAGUUCGCUUUUGAGAAUGUGUUAAAGGAGAACAAGGCUACCAGCAGUCUGUCCACAGGUGAGAUGAUAGUUUACAAGACAGUGGAGACCAACCACGGAAGCGGCUACAGCUCCACCACUGGCAAGUUCACAUCUCCAGCACGGGGACUCUACUUGUUCUCCAUGCACACAUGUACGACUGCAGACAAAUAUGCUUUUCUCACGUUAGUGAAGGAAGGCUCAGUCCUGAUUGCAAGUGUACAUUAUGAUAAGGACUAUAAUUCCUGUUCUAGUAGUCAGGUGUUUGUACAGCUUGAUGCCGGGGAAACUGUCUGGGUACAAUGCUCCUAUGGGGGCUCGACCAUGCAACUGUAUGAUAAUCAGUCUUACCGUUGGACAAGUUUUGGCGGUGCUCUCAUUCACAACUGA
Mya arenaria is the source of this 528-nucleotide messenger RNA. Its product is annotated as complement C1q-like protein 4. The transcript has 2 exons. Lineage: Eukaryota; Metazoa; Mollusca; Bivalvia; Myida; Myidae. The coding region runs from base 1 to 528 and encodes 175 amino acids. The record is from RefSeq and is a predicted model, not a curated record. Gene Ontology annotation, molecular function: protein binding.